AUGCAUUCCUCUCUCAACCGUGCGCAGGCCGUCUUCGGCUUCUUCACCACCGUCGCUUGUGUAGUUGCUGCUGUAGCUGCGCUCUCGACUCUCCUAUUCCCCACGACCGCCACGACGACGUCGGUGGACUUGAAGAAUGUCCAGGUUGUCAAAGGUCGCCCACAUUAUUAUUCGACCAAACGCUCCGAAUAUGCUCAGAUCCGCUUCGACCUCGAUGCAGACCUAACCCCCCUCUUCAACUGGAACACCAAGCAAGUCUUCGUCUAUGUUUACGCAACCUACUCUUCAUCCAACGACCCCAACUCUCUCCUCCGUGACUCUGAGGCUGUCAUCUGGGAUGCUAUCAUCCCUGCCCAAACCUCCCAAUACACCUGGGACAAGCUCAAGGAGAAGGCGCUUGAUGCUCUCCCCGCCCCGAUCGUAGCGAAAAUCUCGCCUGGUUCCGUGAAGAAGAGCAAUAAGCGCAGCAGCUCGAAGGCCGCAGCUAGCAAGAAGGCCAAGGCAAACGCGAAGGAGGAGCCUGCGCCGGGCGUUCUGAGACUCAGAGGGCAGAAGGCUAAAUAUCAGAUCAAUGAUAUUACGGGCUUGCUGGCUGAGCGCCAGAAUGUUACUUUGGCUGUUGGAUGGAACGUGCAGCCGUGGGUUGGAGCUUUGUGGUGGAGCCCUGGAUCUGGGGCUUUCCCUCGGACAGAGGGGACUGUUGUGAAGAGUGAGGUUUUUGAUUUCCCGGCUUUAAAGGCAAAGAAGGCUGAGGGUCAGGCUGGGGCUGUUUAA
This is a messenger RNA of Penicillium longicatenatum, 774 nucleotides long. RefSeq names its product signal peptidase complex subunit SPC3. The record is from RefSeq and is a predicted model, not a curated record. Gene Ontology annotation, cellular component: membrane; signal peptidase complex. Gene Ontology annotation, biological process: protein targeting to ER. Bases 1 to 774 code for a protein of 257 amino acids. The transcript has 2 exons. NCBI's taxonomy places the organism in Eukaryota, Fungi, Ascomycota, Eurotiomycetes, Eurotiales, Aspergillaceae.